UAUUGUUAUGGUCUUACAGAUUCAUGGUGGAUCCCUUCAUGCAUCUGAUGAUUUCCCGACCGAUCGCCAUUUGAUUGAGUUGUGGUCAUCCUCGAAUUCUUUUGUGUACGAAUACAUUACAUUCAAGGAUCUCAUGAUAAACUCAAAUUUCAGAGGUGGUGGCAUUGCAGUUAUAAAUUCACUAAGAAGUACCAUUGACAAUUGUUACAUUUCACAUUUCACCACCAGUGGUAUACUAAUCCAAGGUGGCCAUGAAACCUAUGUUAGAAACUCCUUUAUCGGCCAACACAUCAAUAUCGGUGGUGACCACCGCGAAAGGAACUUUUCUGGUAUUGGAAUUAACAUCCAAGGAAAUGAUAACGCAAUCACCGAUGUGGUAAUUUUUUCGGCAUCAAUUGGUGUAAUGGUACAAGGGCAAGCCAAUGUGCUCACCGGGGUACAUUGCUAUAACAAGGCCACUACAUGGGGUGGGACCGGAAUUUAUGUUCGUGCUCCCGGGUUGACCCAGACUCGAAUACUGAACUCCUACUUUGAUUUCACGGGUAUUGUGGCGGAGGACCCGGUCCAGCUCCAUAUAGCGGGGUCAUUCUUCCUUGGCAAUGCCUUUAUUUUGAUUAAAUCGUUGAAGGGUGUGGCAUGUGGCAUUAGUAUUGUUGACAAUAUGUUUUCAGGUGAUUAUACGGGUGUCCCAAUCGUCCAACUAGAUCAAUCUAACGGACAGUAUUUUACUACCAUUGAUCAAGUCAUGGUUGACCGAAAUGUAGUACAGGGCAUGGUUCUUAAAUCAACGGUUGCCAAGGGGUCAGUUUGGAGCAAUGGGACUAGAUGGACCGUUGAUUUCUCAAAACUUCUCCUCUUCCCUGAUCUCAUACAAAAUGUGCAAUACACAUUGCAUGCAAGUAAGUCAUUUCCUAAGCACGUCCUACGAGACGUGUCGAGCAAUCGUGUGAUGGUGGAAUCCGACGUGCCGGUUUCAGCCACGUUGCAUGUAUCAGUAGAUCAAAGCAUGAUGGGUUACGUAUAAUUAGGAACCUAAUUGUGAUUAAAAUACAUGUAAA
This is a messenger RNA of Prunus dulcis (almond), 1058 nucleotides long. RefSeq names its product polygalacturonase QRT3-like. The record is from RefSeq and is a predicted model, not a curated record. NCBI's taxonomy places the organism in Eukaryota, Viridiplantae, Streptophyta, Magnoliopsida, Rosales, Rosaceae. Gene Ontology annotation, molecular function: polygalacturonase activity. The coding region runs from base 8 to 1024 and encodes 338 amino acids. The transcript has a single exon.